AUGUCAACGACCAGAAACAGCGUUCCUCAAAUUACAGUUUAUCAAGAAAUGGCAUUACCAGCGCGUCAUCAUCCUCGAGCCAACCCAGAAGGCUUAAGAAUUAUGCAGUAUUCUCUGGACUGCCUCCUCGGUCUGAGGUUCUACUCGAAGCUUUUAAUCACGCCCUCUGAGCUUGUGUCCAAGAUCCAAAUUCUCUAG
This is a messenger RNA of Colletotrichum lupini, 198 nucleotides long. RefSeq lists its product as uncharacterized. The record is from RefSeq and is a predicted model, not a curated record. The transcript has 2 exons. Lineage: Eukaryota; Fungi; Ascomycota; Sordariomycetes; Glomerellales; Glomerellaceae. Bases 1 to 198 code for a protein of 65 amino acids.